AUGCCCAACACUAAGUAUGCUCAAUACUGCGAUCCUUCAGGAGACCCCGCCAAGACUGUAGGUAUUAUCAUCGAUUCCACUAAUAACAAAAACGUUGUUAAGAAUGUUGUUCAAGGAUGGAGUCAGGGUAAGCCUUGGACUGGCAAACAAGACAGCAGAAUUUGGAGUAAGAAAGAUCUUUGGUUCUUUAGCUGGGAUAAUAGGAAGAAUGGAAAUGCCAAUCCUGACCCCAAUCUUAACGAAUGUAAGUAUGAGAGGAUUAGACAAGUUUCAGAUCCUGCCGGAGAUGUAGCAAAAAGAUGUGGAAUUACGACUGAUGCUCUGGAACUAUACAAUUCUGGGGUUAAUAUGGGAACAUUGAAGGUGAACCAACCUGUUUGCUGCAGUAUUGGGAAACUACCCGAUUUUAAACCGAAGCCUAAUGGGGAUGGUAGUUGUUUCGUUCAUACGGUGGCACCUAACGAGAGUUGUGAGUCCAUUAUAGCAGCUUAUCCUCCUCUUACUAAGAAUGAUCUAUUUACCUAUAAUAAUGGUAAAGAUGGAACUUAUGGAUGGAUGGGAUGCGAUAAUGGUUAUCCUUGGAUUAAUACUAAAAUUUGUCUCAGUAGUGGGACUAGUCCCCGCCCGAAUUCCGUUCCUGAUGCGGAAUGUGGUGAUCUAGCUCCCGGGGACAAAUACAAGAGUGAAUGUCCUCUCAAAGCAUGCUGUAGCAAAGAUGGAUUUUGUGGUCUAGGCACCGAUCAUUGCGCAAUUAAGGAUUCUCCUACUGGAUCUCCUGGAACAUCUGGUUGUUUUUCUAACUGUGGAAAGCAUGACAUGGUGAUAAACCCCACUAAACCUGCAGACUUUAAGAGAAUCGGUUAUUAUGAAACUUGGAGUACAGGUUGGUCUUGUAUGAAUGGUGGAUUGAAAUCUGUGGACUGGAGUAAGUAUACUCAUAUCCAUUAUUCUUUCGCAGAUAUAGGAACUAACUUACAAGUAACUAUGGAUAAAUACGCUUCCAAUGAAUUCGAGAAAUUCAAAAGUAUUCCCAGCAUUAAAAAGAUUCUUAGCUUUGGGGGAUGGGGUAUCAGCACUGAUAUAUCCACUUAUGAACAUCUUCGUAAUGCUAUGUUGCCAAGUAACGUUGAUGUCACAGUGAGCAACUUAGUUAAGUUCGCCAAUGAUAAUAAUCUUGACGGAUUAGAUAUUGACUGGGAGUAUCCUGGCGCUCCUGAUAUUCCUGGUAUUCCACCUGGUAAAAUCGCUGAUGGACCUAACUAUCUGGUAUUUCUGAAAAAGUUAAGAGCUAAAUUGCCUGUAAGCAAAACUCUAUCUAUCGCGGCGCCAGCAUCAUAUUGGUAUCUUAAAGGUUUUCCUAUUGCUGAUAUGUCAAAGGUUGUUGAUUAUAUUAUCUUCAUGACUUAUGAUCUUCACGGUCAGUGGGAUUACGGUAACAAAUAUACCGGUAAUUUCCUCAAGAGCCAUGUAGAUGUCAGAGAAAUAAUAGAUAUGUUCUCUCUUCUGACUUAUGCUGGAGUUGAUAGUAACAAAGUAAUCAUGGGUGUUGGUAAUUAUGGGAGAAGCUUUAAGAUGUCAGAUUCCAACUGCUGGCAAUCUAAUGGAGUAUGUAGAUUUACAGGUCCUGAUAGUGGUGCACAGCCGGGCAAAUGUACUAACACAGCAGGUUAUAUAUCGAUGGCCGAAAUCCAAGAGAUAAUCAAGAAAGGAGACGGUAAGGUUGUUACGGACUUUGGUAGUGACAGCAGUAUUAUGAUAUGGGGUAGUGACAAUUGGGUAGCAUAUACUGAUGAAACAACAAAUAAAAGAAGAGAGACAACAUACCAGAAUACAUGGCAUACGGGGGGAAUAGUAGAAUGGGCUGUUGAUUUGUUAGGAAAUAGUAAC
Molecule: messenger RNA, 1887 nt
Organism: Linderina pennispora
Lineage: Eukaryota; Fungi; Kickxellomycota; Kickxellomycetes; Kickxellales; Kickxellaceae
Product: glycoside hydrolase
Exons: 1
Biological process (GO): carbohydrate metabolic process
Molecular function (GO): chitin binding; hydrolase activity, hydrolyzing O-glycosyl compounds
Source: RefSeq, a predicted model, not a curated record